Messenger RNA from Mandrillus leucophaeus (drill), 3705 nucleotides. It is a transcript of the gene NASP, whose product is annotated as nuclear autoantigenic sperm protein (histone-binding). The transcript is spliced from 15 exons. Gene Ontology annotation, molecular function: histone binding. Bases 586 to 2949 code for a protein of 787 amino acids. Gene Ontology annotation, biological process: CENP-A containing chromatin assembly; DNA replication-dependent chromatin assembly. NCBI's taxonomy places the organism in Eukaryota, Metazoa, Chordata, Mammalia, Primates, Cercopithecidae. The record is from RefSeq and is a predicted model, not a curated record. Gene Ontology annotation, cellular component: nucleoplasm.
GCCCAGAUCUCACCCAGAUCAGUUCUAGUCGCUGCUGCUAGUACCCGUCCUCGGCUCUUGCGUGUCCGUCCGUUACGACUCAGAGGACGGAGAGAAAGUCUAAGUCACCUUCCUCAGUAUCCAGGCCGGAAGGAGACUCUCGGCUACUCGCCCUAAACAUGGAGAGCAGCACUGGCUUCCCUGUCUCUGGAUGCCGCAGGGGCGUCCUGUCAGGAGUUGUAGUGGCAAGAUUCCAGUUCUUAUGCGACUUGGUGGAGAAGCAGGAAGUUGCUGUUUAUCGGACAAGGCGGGCUAGGGAGGGAAACAACCCCGCGGAGCCAUAUGGAGAGGGCAGGAGGUGUCCUUAGAUAAUGGUAGGCCUGCGGCGGACGGUGGGGCGGUGUUGAGUCCUGGCCCUUUAAACCCGAGGGGGAGGACCCGGAAGUGGAUGGGCGGGGCGAAGGGCCCUCGUAUAUAAGAGGGCCCCAGCCGCGCGGGGUCUCUAAUCUGCCAUUUUCUGUCCCCGAGUGAGUCUCUGGCGUCCCAAAUUGCCUGUUUUUCUCACAGGCUCUAUUCCGUUCGCUGGUUCGCCACCUCAGGGGAACGAUGGCCACUGAGUCCACAGCUACUGCCGCCGUCGCCGCGGAGCUGGUUUCUGCCAACAAAAUUGAAGAUGUUCCUGCUCCUUCUACAUCUGCAGAUAAAGUGGAGAGUCUGGAUGUGGAUAGUGAAGCUAAGAAACUAUUGGGUUUAGGACAGAAACAUCUGGUGAUGGGGGAUAUUCCAGCAGCUGUCAAUGCAUUCCAGGAAGCAGCUAGUCUUUUAGGUAAGAAGUAUGGAGAGACAGCUAAUGAGUGUGGAGAAGCCUUCUUUUUCUAUGGGAAAUCACUUCUGGAGUUGGCAAGAAUGGAGAAUGGUGUGUUGGGAAACGCCUUGGAAGGUGUGCAUGUGGAAGAGGAAGAAGGAGAAAAAACAGAAGAUGAAUCUCUGGCAGAAAAUAAUGAUAAUAUAGAUGAGGAAGCAAGGGAAGAGUUGAGAGAACAGGUUUAUGACGCCAUGGGAGAAAAAGAAGAAGCCAAAAAAACAGAGGACAAGUCUUUGGCAAAGCCUGAAACUAAUAAAGAACAGGACAGUGAAGUGAAGAAGGGUGGAAGAGAAGAUAUGGAUAUAAGUGAAUCUGCAGAGGAGCCACAGGAAAAAGUUGACUUGACUCUAGAUUGGUUAACUGAAACUUCUGAAGAGGCAAAAGGAGGAACAGCACCAGAAAGACCGAAUGAAGCUGAAGUUACUUCUGGGAAGCCAGAACAGGAAGCACCAGAUGCUGAGGAAGAAAAAUCAGUUUCUGGAACUGAUGUCCAAGAAGAGUGCAGAGGAAAAGGUCAGGAGAAGCAGGGAGAGGUAAUUGUGAGCAUGGAGGAGAAGCCAAAAGAAGUUUCAGAAGAGCAACCUGUGGUGACUGUAGAAAAGCAGGGCACUGCAGUGGAGUUAGAAGCAGAGUCUUUAGACCCAACAGUCAAGCCAGUGGAUGUGGGUGGGGACGAGCCAGAGGAGAAGGUAGUUACCUCUGAACAUGAGGCAGGAAAGGUGGUUCUUGAACAACUGGUAGGUCAAGAAGUGCCACCUGCUGAAGAGUCACCAGAGGUGACAACAGAGGCUGCAGAGGCCUCAGCUGUAGAGGCUGGAUCAGAAGUCUCUGAAAAGCCUGGGCAGGAGGCUACAGUUCUCCCUAAGGAUAGUGCAGUCAAUGGACCGUCAGCUGUAGGAGAUCAGACUCCUAUUGAACCACAGACUUCUAUAGAAAGACUGACAGAAACAAAAGAUGGCUCAGGACUAGAGGAGAAGGUCAGGGCAAAGCUGGUUCCUAGUCAGGAGGAGACUAAGCUGUCUGUAGAAGAGUCUGAGGCAGCUGGAGAUGGGGUUGAUACCAAGGUAGCCCAGGGAGCUACUGAGAAAUCAACUGAAGACAAAGUUCAGAUAGCUGCUAAUGAAGAGACACAAGAGAGAGAAGAACAGAUGAAAGAGGGUGAAGAAACUGAAGGAUCAGAAGAGGAUGAUAAAGAAAAUGAUAAGACUGAAGAAAUGCCAAACGAUUCAGUCCUUGAAAACAAGUCUCUUCAAGAAAAUGAAGAGGAAGAGAUUGGGAACCUAGAGCUUGCCUGGGAUAUGCUGGAUUUAGCAAAGAUCAUUUUUAAAAGGCAAGAAACAAAAGAAGCCCAGCUUUAUGCUGCCCAGGCACAUCUUAAACUCGGAGAAGUUAGUGUUGAAUCUGAAAACUAUGUGCAAGCUGUGGAGGAGUUCCAGUCCUGCCUAAACCUGCAGGAACAGUACCUAGAAGCCCACGACCGUCUCCUUGCAGAGACCCACUACCAGCUGGGCUUGGCUUAUGGGUACAACUCUCAGUAUGAUGAGGCAGUGGCACAGUUCAGCAAAUCUAUUGAAGUUAUUGAGAAGAGAAUGGCUGUACUAAAUGAGCAUGUGAAGGAGGCUGAAGGAUUGUCUGCUGAAUACAAGAAAGAAAUUGAGGAACUAAAGGAACUGCUACCCGAAAUUAGAGAGAAGAUAGAAGAUGCAAAGGAGUCUCAGCAUAGUGGGAAUGUAGCUGAACUGGCUCUGAAAGCUACUCUGGUGGAGAGCUCUACUUCAGGUUUCACUCCUAGUGGAGGAGGCUCUUCAGUCUCCAUGAUUGCCGGUAGAAAGCCAACAGAUGGUGCUUCCUCAUCAAACUGUGUGACUGAUAUUUCCCACCUUGUCAGAAAGAAGAGGAAACCAGAGGAAGAGAGUCCCCGGAAAGAUGAUGCAAAGAAAGCCAAACCAGAGCCGGAGGUGAACGGAGGCAGUGGGGAUGCUGUCCCCAGUGGAAAUGAAGUUUCGGAAAACAUGGAGGAGGAGGCUGAGAAUCGGGCUGAAAGCCGGGCGGCAGUGGAGGCGACAGUGGAGGCUGGAGCUACAGUUGAAAGCACUGCAUGUUAAGAGGCGGCACAGCCCCCCUCCCAAGGGAAAGUGUUUUUGUAUAUAAUGUAUUUUUUCACUUUUGGAGGAUUCUUUUUGUAUAACUUCAAUAAAGAUUGUAAGCAAAGGUUGAGGCUUUGAUGGUUUUUUUUCUUAAUUAUUGGCUGAAUCUGCCUUGGAACACUCCUGGUUUUACAUAGUAGCCAAAGGUUUUGUUCUGGCCUUCUGUACUGAUCUGUGUUCCUGAUCCUAAUUCUUAUCUGUCUAACGUGGAGGUGAUCAAGUGUGGCUGUAGGCCUUUGUUUUCCAAUGGUGCUAUAUUCUGUUUUCAAAUACUUCACUGAAUCCAGCUGUCUUGCAAAACCUUUAGUGGUGCUGUCCCUGGAUGGGGCUACAAAAACAAGACUUGGUGAAGAUCUUGCUCUUCGGUGCUGAAAAUGGAUUAUGGACUUCGGCUGUGAGCCAGGCCUAGAAUGGUACUUGUCCUAUAUCAACCUAGUCUUCAACUGGGGCUAUAAUCCUGUCCUGGAAAAAGAACUCUGAAGAACACCUGGGUCAGGGGAAUGAUUCCUAAGGAAAACGGUCUGCAUCUGAGCUCUGGUUUGAAGGUAGCCAAGGGACUGAUGGUGGAUACUCCAGAUGUGGUUGGAAGCAUAUGUGGGGAGGCUGGCUGGUUGAGUUUUGUUAUUUUCUGUAUAGAAAGGUUGAGAUAUAUCAACACUUGGAAUUGUUACCCAUCAACUGAAUUGACUUCUCAAAUAAAGAUGCUAAAAAUCU